This is a messenger RNA of Perkinsus marinus ATCC 50983, 2061 nucleotides long. RefSeq lists its product as hypothetical. The transcript is spliced from 17 exons. The record is from RefSeq and is a predicted model, not a curated record. Lineage: Eukaryota; Perkinsozoa; Perkinsida; Perkinsidae. The coding region runs from base 1 to 2061 and encodes 686 amino acids.
AUGUCGAGGAUCUACAACAUCGAUUUCGACCUGCCAGAGGCCCAUGAGAGCAUUCCUCUUGAUGAUACUAAAGAUGCUACUGAGUCGUUCCACACUAGCAAGGUCCUGGACCGAUCCCUGAGCCUACUCCUUGACAUGGAGGACUUCUGGACACCUCUAAGGUGGCAGUCUGCUGCUGAGCCUCCAGUGAAGAUGCUCAAGGCAGUCGGCAAGAAACCAUCAAGCUCCACAAGUGUUGACCUCAUCGGCCUCUUUGACUCGCCGCCCUCCACACGCCAGGAUGAGGACAUCGAUGAUGGGUUCGGACUACCAAACAAUAGCCUCCUUGCACGCAUGCUCAUCAGGACUGACCUAUCUACCAAAGAGACUGUCGAGAUGUGGUUCCCCAGACAUCCCCAUAUGCAUCAAAUGCCCCUGCCUGUCGUCGAGCCCCCGCUAAGUCUGCUGAUGUCCAUAUCAUCAUCCCAUCGAAGGACCCCUCUCCCCCGCCUCGACGAGCCCCUCAUCCCCGUACUCUCUCCGGCUCCCACUACUCCUGCCAACCGACCCAACUCUCAGGUUGUGUAUCCGUAUGACCCUCAGAGCUUCCAAGUAUGUUAUAAUAAUGAUCUUCGUUUGGAGCUGGAUAUUCUGGAGCCACUCCGCCCUGUUAAAGGUCUCGACUUGAAUGACUUCUACAGGCUUAUAGAGGAUACAUCCACUCCCUCCACAUCGUCAAUGUGGCACACGGUGAAUCCUGUCUAUAAGAUGAUGACUACUCUGAAGCUGCUCAUCGAAGGUCUCGAUGACCCUUGCCUCAGAAGCAGCAGCACUACCAAAAAACGACGAAUCGAUGACGACCUCUCGCCCUCACCUGUUGUAGCAUCAGGUAGCAGUAAUCACCUUGUGUGCACUCGUAUGGAUGAUGAUUUGGAGGACUUGGAGAUUCGUGAGGACGAACGCUAUCAAGAUAUUCCCUUGGAGAUGAAUAGUCAGCAGCCCCACUACUUCGAUUAUGACGAUCCCAUGACGGGUAUUUCUUACAUCUCACUGGCUGAUGAAAUCGAGGAGAUGCAUCCCUUGAUUUCCGAGCUUUCAUCUCAUUCCCCAUCCGAGGGUGGUUGGGACGUCGACGAUGUCCUUGAGGACCCUCCCUGCACUACAAUCGUCCCUUAUCGAGGACCACCAGUCCCCAUUGGCGGCUGGGCUAUCGACUACCUCGCCGCUGAGGACUACCUCCCACACAUGAUGAUCAGUGGCACCAGUGAGAGCUACAUGUCAACCUCGGGAUCCUCUGAUGAGUCUUCGACCAUCACGAUACCGUCACAAGAUGAACACUCUACCAGUUCGGACGAGGACGACGAGGACGAGCAUGAGAGCAUCUCGGACCUCUCCCUUGAAUCAGAGGAGUCUAUCUACAUCGCUGAGUCGACUGAUACGGACGAUCCGGACGCAAGCCUGGAGUGCAUGACGGAGGUCUCUGAGUGUGUCUCGUCCUUCACUGAGGACCCCAGGGAACCGCUGAAACUCACACCCAUCGCAGGCCGGGUCGAAAUAGGAAGUUCAUCGCGAACCUCAGGAGGCUUCGUGCCGCAACGACAUCGUCAGGACUUCAUCAGAUCCAUGACGGCGUGGCUAUCAGAGAUCGCCUUGGAGAGGGAGCGGCAAGCCAUGGCCGUUUGUGAUGAUCGUCGUCAUGAUGAGCCAGCACCUGCCGAGUCAUGCACCCAAAUACAGGUCUAUAGGGGUGGCGGCCAAGUGGAGACCCCUGUGCUGCGGUAUCGGGAGGAACUUGGUGAUGCUCCAGGCUACUUCGGAUGCGCUGACUACAGCAAAGUGGUGUCCGUCUUGUGCCGCAAGGAGCAUGUCAUCGCCUUACCCUAUGUCGACUCUACCACUACCACCAACACUACUUUGGCACUGCUCGACUAUACGGAUCUCGACGUAUACGAGCCUGGGAGGCUGGCCAUCCCGUCUCCCCUCGGGUACGGAUAUGAUGAACUGGAUAUUGAGGAUUUGGAUUGCGACACUGAGCAGUCAGAUUUUGAUGAUGGUACGUCUCCCUCCGUGGUGUGGACUUAA